Molecule: messenger RNA, 1089 nt
Organism: Topomyia yanbarensis
Lineage: Eukaryota; Metazoa; Arthropoda; Insecta; Diptera; Culicidae
Product: farnesol dehydrogenase-like
Exons: 2
Coding region: 42-782 (246 amino acids)
Molecular function (GO): oxidoreductase activity
Source: RefSeq, a predicted model, not a curated record
UUGGCAAAUCAGUUUUGCACCAAACGCCGCGGUGAAUCGAAAUGGAUCGUUGGGUUGGAAAAGUGGCCGUUGUAACGGGAGCCAGUUCCGGAAUCGGCGCUGCGACAGUUAAACAGCUGAUCAAAGCCGGUAUGGUGGUGGUUGGCCUGGCCCGUCGUGUGGAACGAGUGGAAGCACUGAAAGACGACCUGCCGGGAGAUGAGCGGAAGCGAUUGCAUGCCAUGAAAUGUGACGUUUCGAAGGAGGAAGAUAUUGUUGGGACAUUCAAAUUAAUCGAAGAGCAGUUGGGAGGAGUGGACGUGUUGGUAAAUAAUGCCGGGGUCGGGCUCGGGGUUGCGAAUUUGAUCGAUGCCGGUAACACGGAGACUCUACGGACAGUGAUUGACACCAAUGUGCUGGGUUUGGUACUUUGCAGUCGAGAAGCGGUCCAGUCGAUGAAAAGACGCUCGGUCGAUGGUCAUAUUAUUCACAUCAACAGUGUGGCUGGUCAUCGUGUUCCUCCGAUUCCUCGCUUCAACAUAUAUGCGGCGAGUAAGUUUGCAGUGACAGCCAUAACGGAGACAAUGCGCCAAGAGCUCAGGAACGAAGGCUCAAAGACCAAGGUCACGAGUAUUAGCCCAGGAGCAGUGAAGACAGACUUGUUGUCGCAGGAUCUAAUAGACUCAGGUGUACCAACAUUGGAACCAGAAGACAUUGCGGAUGGGAUCGUGUACGUUUUAGGAACGCCGCCACGAGUACAAGUACACGAAUUGACUAUCAAACCGGUUGGAGAAGCAUUUUGAUUGUAACGUGUGUCAAUUUUAAAUAUUAUACACUUGAAAGAUGGCACUUGUUCUAAGUCGAACGAAAUACUAUCAUCGAUUCCGAUGAAGCUUUUCACGUCUCACCGGCAUGGAAGACGAAACAUUUUCCACAGUCAAUAAGAUUAUUUUGUAUCAAGAACAAUUUUUAAAAAGGACGUAAAAGUUUCGAAAAAAAAUUCUUCCAUUAUUGUAUUUUACACAGCAAAACUAGCUGAGAACGAGUUAUAAGAAAUGAAUACUUCUGUACGGAAAAAAUAUACUCUGAAAAAAACAUUGUAAUUUUUCA